GAUGAUCCUGGUUUGAAAAAUGAUGCCAAGAACAAGCCAAUUCAACUGCCACUGUAUCAAUCUAGCAACUUCCUGAUAACAGAGGCAACAACUCCAUCAUUCAGAGCCCCUGCUACUACUAACCCAAACCUGCCCCUUCAGUAUGGAGCAGGACAUCAGUACGGACCAGGCCAGAUCCCUCAGUAUAGACCAGGCCAGGGGGUCCUGUGCCCUGACCAGAUCCCUCAGUAUAGACCAGACCAGGGGGUGCUGAGCCCUGACCAGCCCUCUGUAGCAGAGCUCUUCCACCAGCUGAUGGUUUCAGAGACAGAAGAGUUGCUGUUCAUCCAGCUACCUGAUACUAUCCCUGGCCAGCCAACCACAGCCUCCGUCCCAAGCCAGCCAGCCACCGGCCAGCCAAUCACAGCCCCAGAAAGAAAUUGUAAAAAAGACUCCAAGUCCGACGGCAAGCGCACCUCUCACAUUAAAGCACCAGACACUGCUGGUAAAGACGUUCCUGUCCUGUCAGAGUUCACAGAGGGGUUUCUGGGUAAACUACAGAUCAGGAAGUCUGGCAAGGUGCAGCUGGUGCUGGGAGACAUCACUAUGGACGUCUCAGAGGGAGCGGCCUUCUCUUUCCUACAGCAACUGGUGUCUGUGCGUCUGUCUGAGGGCCUGACUGGAGACAUGAGUAUCCUGGGGAACGUCAAGCACAAGCUGGUCUGCUCUCCAGACUUCCAGGCUCUGCUACAGGAGCCAUCACCUGACCACUCAGCACAUCUCUAACUUAUAUUCACUUCACCUUUUUCAGCAUUAACUGUGUAGAUAUUGUAGUUUUAUUACACGAUGUGAGGAUGAACUGUGUAGAUAUUGUAGUUUUAUUACACGAUGUGAGGAUGAACUGUGUAGAUAUUGUAGUUUUAUUACACAAUGUGAGGAUUAACUGUAGAUAUUGUACAGUUUUAUUCCACGAUGUGAGGAUUAACUGUGUAGAUAUUGUACAGUUUUAUUCAGAGAUGUGAGGAUUAACUGUGUAGAUAUUGUACAGUUUUAUUCAGAGAUGUGAGGAUUAACUGUGUAGAUAUUGUAGUUUUAUUACACGAUGUGAGGAUUAACUGUGUAGACUUUGUACAUAGUUUACUUUCAUCAUACAGUGUUUAUGUACCUUGUCGAUUUCCUCCCAAUUUGUUUUCACUGUAUAAACAUUGUGUAUAAUAUGAAGUCUUUUUUUUAUGUACGUAAAUGUUUAUUUAAUAAAAAUGAGAUACAAAACAUGAGCGAAAA
Molecule: messenger RNA, 1263 nt
Organism: Oncorhynchus gorbuscha (pink salmon)
Lineage: Eukaryota; Metazoa; Chordata; Actinopteri; Salmoniformes; Salmonidae
Product: DNA-directed RNA polymerase III subunit RPC4-like
Exons: 4
Coding region: 295-765 (156 amino acids)
Biological process (GO): transcription by RNA polymerase III
Cellular component (GO): RNA polymerase III complex
Molecular function (GO): DNA binding
Source: RefSeq, a predicted model, not a curated record